AUGGCCGGCCUGAAUGUCUCCAUUGCUUUUUUUUUCCUGGUUGUUGGACUGUGCCAGGCACUCAGGCGGUUUUCCAAGUGGCUUCUGUCUCCUGGAGCAUACAGCUGCUUUGCAAGAGAACUUGCUGGCUCGUUACAGUUGUGCAUGAGCUGCCUUGAGCUGAGGAUGUUGCUGGAGAUCGGCCCAUGGGGUGGUGGCUUUGGCCCAGAUGUUGUCCUGACUCUGCUCUUCCUCCUCUUCGCUGUUCACGGCACCUCUUUUGACGGAGCAUCUGCCAACCCGACCAUCUCUCUCCAGGAAUUCUUGCUCCUUGAGUCCAACCUUGCUGCAACUGCUGCCAAGCUGCUGGCCCAGUGUGUGGGCAUGGCGAUGGCAUGGGUUGUCACCAAGAUCUACUGGUCCUGGCAGCUGACACAUUUCCAUCUCAUCCAGAACCUUAUAGCAUCAGAGUGCAGCUCCUCCAUCCACACGUCUCUACACCACGCUGCCUUUGUGGAAGGCACCUGCUCUUUUCUUUUCCACCUUGUCCUUCUCAAGUUGCAACAGAGUAAUCUGAUGUACCAGAUCCCUGUACUGGCAGCGACUGUCACCUUCCUGACCUACGCAGCCGGACCAUUCACAGGGGCCUUCUUCAACCCUGCCCUAGCCACAGCUGCCACCUUCCAUUGCUCAGGGAGCAGCUUUUGGGACUACGUCCAGGUUUACUGGUUGGGGCCCCUUGCAGGGAUGCUCAUUGCCCUUUUGCUGUACCAAGGCAACAUCCCACGAUUCUUCCAGAAAAACCUCCUUUACAGCCAGAAAAGCAAAUACAAGAUACCCAAGGCAAGGGUGGCGGUGCAUGUGGAGGGUGGCGAACCACAGCAGAAGAGGAAAGGGGACAAGAGCAACUCUAAACCUUGUGCCUGA
Apaloderma vittatum (bar-tailed trogon) is the source of this 906-nucleotide messenger RNA. RefSeq names its product aquaporin-12-like. Gene Ontology annotation, cellular component: membrane; cytoplasm. Gene Ontology annotation, biological process: transmembrane transport. Gene Ontology annotation, molecular function: channel activity. The transcript is spliced from 3 exons. The record is from RefSeq and is a predicted model, not a curated record. Bases 1 to 906 code for a protein of 301 amino acids. NCBI's taxonomy places the organism in Eukaryota, Metazoa, Chordata, Aves, Trogoniformes, Trogonidae.